Messenger RNA from Pelobates cultripes (western spadefoot toad), 22600 nucleotides. NCBI's taxonomy places the organism in Eukaryota, Metazoa, Chordata, Amphibia, Anura, Pelobatidae. The record is from the annotation of a GenBank genome assembly.
CGAUCAAGUUAAGCAGGUCAGUCAAAUUAAUUAUAAUAAUUAGGGUACUGAUGCGUUUAAUUAAAUCAGAGUCGAAAUUAAAGUGGUCUGUCAAAAAGUCAGAUGAUUAAAAUUUACUUGAUUAUUAUAAUUUUUGUUUAUAAAGUGCCAACACAUUCUGUAGUGCUGUAUUCCUGUACAUGGUUUGAAAAUCCAACAUUCGUACGUCUGAUAUUCUCAGCACAUUUUAUAUGUCAGCAUAAGUGGAACACACCUUUGGACUUUGUUUUUUGCCUUAACUUAAAGAGCAGAUGCAUGUCCUAUAAAACGAAAAGUGCUAAUAAAUUCUAAGAAAAAAAUAUGCAAACACACACAAACAGGAGGGAUAUUUUUAAGAGUGGACAUAAAUAUUCUGUGGUUUUAAGAAAGUUUUGUAGUUCUGUGUCCUCUGAAACCUUUACGAUCAUAUUUACUAAAUCACAAUGACCCUCGUACACUGUGUUCUGAUAUUUUGAAUUUAUAUAGCUUUAUACGGUACACCAGGCUGACAGACCCCAACAUAAAGGACCAUGCAAAGAACGGUUGAAGUGCUAUCUGCUUGGUCCUAGUGCCUGUCUCAAAUAGAAAAACUGUCUAAAGACAUGCUCAACUGUGCUAUCAGAUGCAGGACACCAGGAAACAAAAUUGGGACCUACAAUAGGGACUGUUGGGAAAUCUUUGAGAGUAUUGCAGAGUCCCCCAGUUAUGUGCAGUGUGUAUAAGUGAAUUCCAUAGUCCAACAAUAAGAUGCAGUGUCCCAGAAUAAUGUGCAGUGUGUGUUAGUGUAUUACUGAGUGCCCAGUAAUGUUCAGUGUGUGAGUGUAUUACAGAGUCCCCAGUAAUGUGCAGUGUGUGUGAGUGUAUUACAGAGUCCCAGUAAUGUGCAGUGUGUGUGAGUGUAUUACAGAGUCCCCAGUAAUGAGCAGUGUGUGAGUGUGUAUUAGAGUCCCCAGUAAUGUGCAGUGUGUAUUACAGAGUCCCCAGUAAUAUGCAGUGUGUGUGAGUAUAUUACAGAGUCCCCAGUAAUAUGCAGUGUAUGUGAGUAUAUUACAGAGUCCCCAGUAAUGUGCAGUGUGUGAGUGUAUUACAGAGUCCCCAGUAAUGUGCAGUGUUUAUUACAGAGUCCCCAGUAAUAUGCAGUAUGUAUGAGUGUAUUACAGAGUCCCCAGUAAUAUGCAGUAUGUAUGAGUGUAUUACAGAGUCCCAGUAAUGUGCAGUGUGUGUGAGUGUAUUACAGAGUCCCCAGUAAUGUGCAGUGUUUAUUACAGAGUCCCCAGUAAUAUGCAGUAUGUAUGAGUGUAUUACAGAGUCCCAGUAAUGUGCAGUGUGUGUGAGUGUAUUACAGAGUCCCAGUAAUGUGCAGUGUAUGUGAGUGUAUUACAGAGUCCCCAGCAGGGCUGCCAUCGGAAAAGUUCUAAGUGUGGGCCCCCUGGGCCCGCCCCCGAGGAUGCCCUGUGUGGUGUGUAAAAUGGAUACAGAUUGCACAUUUGUAUAACGGAUGUAGUUUUGUGUGUUUUAGAUAAAGUGUUUCUGUUGUGGUUUUAGUGUGUGCAUGGUGAAUGCAGUGUGUGUUUGUGUUGUGGUUUUAGUGUGUGUAUGGUGAAUGCAGUGUGUGUUUGUGUUGUGGUUUUAGUGUGUGUAUGGUGAAUGCAGUGUGUGUGUUGUAGUUUUAGUGUGUGUAUGGUGAAUGCAGUGUGUGUUUGUGUUGUGGUUUUAGUGUGUGUAUGGUGAAUGCAGUGUGUGUUUGUGUUGUGGUUUUAGUGUGUGUAUGGUGAAUGCAGUGUGUGUGUGUGUUGUGGUUUUAGUGUGUGUAUGGUGAAUGCAGUGUGUGUUUGUGUUGUAGUUUUAGUGUGUGUGUGGUGAAUGCAGUGUGUGUGUUGUUGUUUUAGUGUGUGUAUGGUGAAUGCACUGUGUGUGUUGUUGUUUUAGUGUGUGUAUGGUGUAUGCAGUGUGUGUUGUGGUUUUAGUGUGUGUAUGGUAAAUGCAGUGUGCGCAUGUGUUGUGGUUUUAGUGUGUGUAUGGUGAAUGCAGUGUGUGUGUUGUGGUUUUAGUGUGUGUAUGGUGAAUGCAGUGUGUGUGUUGUUGUUUUAGUGUGUGUGUGGUGUAUGCAGUGUGUGUUGUGGUUUUAGUGUAUGUAAAUGUGUAAAAUAGGGGGCUGCAUUUGGGGGUGGACGGGUGGGAGGGGAGCCUUUUUGGUGGCAUUUACAUUUUAUUCCCCCCUCCCUGCUUCUUACCUGGAAAGGGAGGAGGGAGAUCGCAUCCCUGGUGGUCUGGUGGUAAAGUGGAGGGAGCCAGCCGCUGUAGAAUGUAGACGGGGACCAGCCAGCACAUCUUAACUUUCCAGCACCUCCUGCCUGUAACUCUCGUGAGCUGUGCCUGUUUGCCGCGCAUAUCGUUGCCAUGGUAACCUGUGAAAACUCUCUGCAAGCCGCGGAGCUCGCGACACUUACAGGCACAGGAGCUGCUGGAGAGUUAAGAUGCGCUGACUGGUCCCUGUCUACAUUCUACAGGUAGCCGGGGCCCGUGGUGAACAUAUAGAUAGCGAUAAUCACUAUUUAUAUGUGCACAAAUGGAAUGUGGGGCCCGGGACUCCCAGAGCAGUCCGGGCCCCCCAGGACCACCGGGCCCAUGACAAUGCCCUGAUGGCGGCCCUGGUCCCCAGUAAUGUGCAGUGUGUGUGAGUGUAUUACAGAGUCCCUAGUAAUGUGCAGUGUGUAUUACAGAGUCCCCAGUAAUGUGCAGGGUGUAUUACAGAGUCCCAUUAAUGUGCAGUGUGAAUUACGGAGUCCCCAGUAAUGUGCAGGGUGUAUGACCCACGCACACUAACAUAUAUACACACACAUAUUCUGACCCAUACGCACACUGACACACAGACAGUGACCCAUUGGGCUCCCUUUCUGGAGGUACGCCUGCAGGAUGACAUUAUGUGACCAAGGGAGAACCGGCGCUGGAGAGAAGAUGAGUAAAUACGUGUCACUUUAUAUUAUACAGCUCAUGGGGGAUGGAGGGUCACCCUCCACACCAGGCUCAUGUCUGUGUGUUAGUGAUGUUCGGUGUGGGUGGAUUAUUGCAUCAUUCUGCCUUUCACCAUUCAUGUUUGUGUCAUUCAACAGUCUGUUCACCAGAUUUUGUAAGUUUAAAGCAAACAUAGCCAAGUUGAGAGAGUUCUAAUUUCGAGUUACUAACGACUUUUUCUAACAACUUUGAAAUUAUUUUAAAAAAAUUUUCCAAGUCACCUGUCACCUCUAUGAGAAGCCAGUGAUUGGACCGCGUGAGGCCCUGUCUAAAGUCAUCGCUGGUUUACAAAAACUUUUUUUUUCCAGGUUUAUUGCCAAGUGAAGGGGGAGAACCUAUUAGUAGUACCAAUUAAGGUAUUUCAGAAACUUUUUUUUAUAAAAAGUUUCCCCUAAAAAAGUGUUGGAGUAACUGAUCCACUUUCUUGAACGCUACCAACUAUAUGGAGUAUGUAGUGCUUUAAGGACAGAGCAAAGAUUUCUGUGACUUGUAGUUCAAUUGUCAACUUUCCACAAGCCAAGUCAUUUCAUAAUUUACUUGUGUAUUUUGGAGCAGAAAAGGAAUUAAUUCUAGUUGGGAGGCAGGAACAGAAAAGGUGGCCCUGCAGACCAAAAUCAGUACUUACUAAACUCGGAAGAAGUUUAAUUUACGUAAAUACCUAAGCCAGCCUGCAUAGUCCACCUGCGUAGCAUGCAAUACAUUAUAGACGUAUUGUAAAUGCUUUCUAAAAAAUAAAAAAUAAAGCAAUACAAAUUGUAGAAAUAAAUGAAUAUUGUUUAGAUUUUCACAAAUGUAUCACAACCAAAUCAAUAUUCUUAUGGAGUGGAUUGGGCUGGACGGGGUUACAUUGAAUUUUGAGUAUUUAGAGUAAUUGCAAUGUUGCACUAGGUAAACACAACAUUUUCUAUGUAUUAGAGAAACAUUGAACUUUGGCUGCUCAGCCCAUCCUGUGUUCCACUAAACAGUUAAUGGUUUAAGAGUGGGAGGGAGAUUCUUAGUACUAGUAUCCUUCUACAUCCUUGUCUGCUUCUAUCCCCAUGAAACAAUUAAUGCAUAGCUCAGCCAUGUUAUCUACUGUCUCCAGUCUCUGCAGGCAGUCUCUGGGCAGGAGAAGGGGCGUCUUGCUGCUGCAGACAUGCAGGGUGACUGGGACCCAGAACAGGACCAGAGCAGGGGCUGCAGCUGGGGUAGUAGAGGGGGAAAAGAAAUUAAAGACAUUUGAUGAUCUGCCUGGACCCUCAAUGCUACAGAACCUCUACUGGUUCUUUCUAAGAGGAUACAUUCUGCAUACUCACCAGUUACAAGUAAGUUGAUCUAAAACACCUGGGGGAGUGGGGUGUGUGGGGGAGUGGGGGCAUUUACUAUUCAACUAACUAAAAAAAUGAAUAAUACAACUAACUAGUUAACUAAAAAAAAUAUAAUAAACUUAACCAACUAACUAAAAUAGUACAAAUAAAACUAACUCAACAAAAAAAAUUUAAAACAAAAAUUAUUAUCAUAAAAUUAAACUAACUUAAAACGUUCUUCUUGAAAGUAACCGUGUGCAAAAAAAGUCUCAAUUAAGUACACUGUGUCCAACAUUCAUCGUUUGCUGUAAGAUAGCGAAUAAAUAAACUGCGAAUAAACCGUCCGACCGGGCAAUGUGCUAAUAUCGUUAUAGUUAUAGUUUAGGAAUAUAUGUAUAUGUACAGGAAUGUAGUUCGUAAAAUAUUCAAAACAUGCUAUUGGUUUCUAUGGUGAUUUCUCCGUAUUUAGCACUUUGUCUAGAACAGGACCUGUUUUGCUGUGAUAGAUGUUCCCCAGGAAGAGAAACCAAAUUUAGGGAGAUGUUUAUAAAACAAGGCAAAACCGGUGCUAUUCUGGGGCAAAGUAUGUUGCAAGGCAUUCUAUUAAUUCCCACGGUGAAUAUAUAUAUCAACAUAAUUUUAGUUUUGUCUUAUUUUAUUUAGUUUUCAUGUGCUUUAGAAAAAUAAAUAAAUAAAUAAAUAAAAUGGUGUGUAAGAUAUACAGGUCACUGUUUGCAUACACAAUCUCGUUGGUUUACGGUGAUGUACAUUUAUUUUAUUUAACCUGUUUUACUCUCCAUCGAACCACGUCAAACGUUUUAAACAAAAUAUCGCCCUAAUUCUUAGUAAAUGUCUAGUGUUACGCUUUAUUUAGUACAUACCGACAUUGAUUAUAUUGAGCAGUACAUACAGAAGCGAUAUAUAUAUAUAUGAUUAUUUAUUUAUUUAUUUUUUAAUCCUGAGAGCAAGAAAUACAAUUUUUUUUGGACCAAAUGCCCAUGUUUUUCAGAAUGUUUUUCAGUUCAGCGGUUUUGGACUAAAAGUGUCUCUAUUCUCACGGGUUCCCAACAAUUCUCUCUUUUAGGGUGUAACUCUGAAUAUUUAUGUUUUCGACUAAGGUUGCCCACAAGGUAGAUCCCCAGAUGCUUUAAAACUACAAUUUCUAUGAUGCUUUGCCAUUCUAAAGGCAUUCCAAAGCCAUGCAAAGAAUCAUUGGAGUUGUAGUUCUAUAACACCUGGGGAUCUACCUUUUGGGCACUCCUGUUUUAGACCCUGCACUAGUCCCGUUCUUUACACUUUGUAAUAUAGGUUGUAGUAUAGAAUAUCAUUCAUCUCUGACCUUGUAAUAGCCCAUAUAUUGAUUAUAUGAGAGGUCUUAGGGUUCAGCAGUGUUUGCAUGCGAUAAAGUAAAGUUUGUGAAUUAUUGCAUCAUGCCAGACUGGUACGAAUGUCAUUUAAGGGCAUUCUACCCUGGUCAAUAAAGAGUGCGCCUCUCAACAUUUCAAAUGGACAAAAAGGAGCGUGUCUAUUCUGAGAAAUUUGUGGUGACUUACUAAUAACAGUUUAUGCACAAUGUAUCUUAUUUACACAGACAUAUUUCUAGUCCUAUCUCUUACAGGGGCGGAUCCAGUAUCUAAACUCAGGAGGGGCACUGGUAGAUUAUUUUCAAAGGAACAAUCCAGGCACAAUAACCACUGCAGCUCUCUGUAGUGGUUAUGGUGCCAGGAGUGCCGUGACGCCCUCCCUGUUUAAGAACAGUUUAAUAACUUACAUUUGAUCUGCCAUGACAGGGGCUGUAAUAAGGGAUAGGGCUUGUAGUAGAUGAUAGGGGCUGUAGUGUGUUUGUGUGAGGGAGGGGUGCAAUGCGUGUGAGUGGUGAAGUGUGCAUGUGUGAGGGGUGAAGUGUGUGUGUGAAGAGUGCAGUGUGUGUGUGGGGUGCAGUGUGUGUGUGUGGGAAGGGUGCAGUGUUUGUGUGUUUUAGGGGUGCAGUGUGUGUGAGGGGUACAGUGUGUAAAGGGGAAGUAUGUGUAUAUGUAAGGCAGGGUGUGUGUGUGUGUGUAGGACGGUAUGUAUCGUAUAGGGCAAUGUGUUUGUGUAUGUGUAGGACAGUGUGCAUCGUAUAGGGCAGUGUGUGUAUGGAGGGCAGUGUGUGUGUGGGGGAGCAUUGUGUGUGGGAGGGCAAUGCAUGUGAAUGGGUAGGAAGUUAUUGCAUAUGUGUGUGUGGGGGGAGGUAGGUGGGGCAGAUUAAAGCAAAUAUAUCACUCCCUCCUUUACAGGAUAUUAGAAGAACUCUAACCAAGCUCGCGAGAGGAGAACCCGGCUGAGAGGCAAGCUAGCGAUCCCGGGUUCUCUAUCCCUACCCUGCCAGCCGCCCAGCAUAGUGCCUGUGGGCCUCUGAGGGAAAUCUCUGUUCUCCCCUCGGGUUUGUGAAGGCACACAGUAGGGCUGGCACUUAGAUAGUGCGGGCCUGCAUCAGGGCCGGACUGGGAAUGAAAAGCUGUCCUGGAAAAAAUUCUAUACCCGCCCCAUAAUGCAUUGCGCCAGCAUAGUGCGCUGAUAUGGAAGCGGGAAAAAAAACCUUAAAACUAAAAACUACCACUCAAACGUGAAAGAAAGCACUAACAGGGCUUCAAAAUAAACAAAAGAGCGGAUUUGUUGCAAGCAGACGUGCAUUUGCAUAUAAUCAAUGUGUCAGUACAACUACCUUGAUAUAUUAAGAAAAGUUAAACUGAAAUUGUGAAUGUAUGCUAUUGCACAGCAGUAAAAAAAAAAUACGUUAUCUUGUUUAUUUUGAAGUAACAAGAGUGUGCUCUUCACUUUGGGUGAAAACUGGAUGAUUUCACUCAACGCCAAUUCAAUUCCCAUCGGAAAGCAUUGGGGGGCUAUUGCGUAUGUGUGGCAAAAUGCUGGGCUUCACCGCACCAAUCAGCAUCUCCUCAUAGAGAUGCAUUGCAUCAAUGCAUCUCUAAGGGGAGCAUUCAGCGCCUCCAUGCAGAGUGUGGAGAUGCUCAACUUAGGUGCUGCACAACUGGACUUGAAAGCAGUUCUAGUGGCCGUCUGAGUGACUGUCACAAGAGAUGUUUCUAGGCGGCAAUGUAAACACUGCCUUUUCUCUGAAAAGGUAGCAUUUACAGUGCUCAGGGACAGGCUAUAGACACCAGAACCACUACAUCAAACUGUAGUAGUUUUGGUGACUACAGUGUGCCUUUAAUACGAAGUCUUUCUCUCACCGGUCAACUCUAAAUUACAGGGACAGCAGGAGACACAAGUGAAGAUGCAUUUUGUUUGUCUCUUUCUCCCCCAAGCCUCUUUCAUGUGUCAUUAGCCCCAGCCCCUUUGACUCUUUCACCCCUUCCCCAGCCCUUCUGUUAGUCUCUUUCUGAGGCCGCAGCACUCCAUGUGUCUCAUUAGCCUUCCAUGUGUCUCAUUUCACCCCCUCCAGCCUUACAUGUGUCUCAUUAGCCCGCCAUCCCUCCAUAUUUCUUAAUCCAUCCCCCAGCCAUCUAUGUCUCAUUCCAUUCCCCCAGCCCUCCAUGUUUCUCAUUAUCCCCUCCCCCCCCACCUUCAUGUGCCUUAUUAUCUCCCUCAGUCCCUCCAUAGGUCCCUUUACCCCCUGACAGCCCCCUCCAAGCCCUUCAUGUGUCCCUAUAGCCCCCAGCCCUUCAUGUGUCCCUAUAGCCCCCAGCCCCCAUGUGUCACAUUAGUUCCCCCCCAACCCACAUGUGUCCCAUUAGUUCCCCAGUGCCCCAUGUGUCCCAUUAGUUCCUCUGCCUAGCCCCAUGUGUCCCUCUAGCCCCCAUGUGUCACAUUAGUUCCCCCCAGCCCCCAUGUGUCCCAUUAGUUCCCCUGCCUUGCCCCCAUGUGUCCCAUUAGUUCCCCUGCCGAGCCCCCAGGUGUCCCAUUAUUUCCACCCCAGGUGUCCCAUUAGUUCCCCAGCACCCCAUGUUUCCCAUUUGAUUCCACCCAGCUCUCCCUGUACCCUGCUGUAGCGUGGCCGAGCAGGCAGAACGCGGUGGAAGAGCACCUGCUCACUGUACCCGGUCUGACUGGAAACAGUUCUGGCAAAACACUGCGCUUCGCCAAUCAGCAUCUCCUUGUAGAGAUGAAUUAUCUAAAAAAAAAUAGAAAUGAAUUAGCUAAAAAUAAGUUUGUCCUGGAAAGAUUAUACAACAGUACAAGGCAGUGCCUCUAGUGGCCGUCCGAAUGACUGAUUGUCUGAGUGAUGGCCAUUAGACUACUAGGAACAGUGUAACGGGGGACUGGGGGAGCCGAGUUUAAGGCUUUAUAUUAACCAGAUCUCUAAUUGUUGCCAUUACUAAGGAGCAGCAAUGGGCAUUUGGUUAGUUUGUUGUUUUUUUGCUACACAGAGCUGGUAACCUAUAGACUGCUUGUUAUCUGCCCUUCCUGCUGCUCAAACAAUACAUUUCAGGAAUUUCCUGCAUUUGACAGUCGCACCCUGUAGAUGAGAGCUAUUUAUUGCCGCUUUAGAAAUCUUUAUCAGCAAGAAACAAAGUAACAAUGUAUCCACUAAAUAAAGAAUUACGGAGAACUAACAAAUAAAUAAAUAAAUAAAUAAAGCAAAUUUUAUUCCUAUAAUACUAAGAUUCAGCAAUUGUUCUAACUUGAUUAUUUUGGUAUAAAAACAUUUAUUUUGUUAAUUUUCCACAAUUAUCAAUUAAGUAAAUGCAGUCUCUUUUUUGCUGCAUGACAUGACGCGCAUUGUUUGAACAGUUUAAACUCUUAUUAAAGGGGCACUCCAGACACCAUAACAACUUCAGUGGAUUUAAGUGGAUAUGGUACCUGUAGUCAUUAGGUGCCAGGUCCUCCAUCACAAAUAUAUGGUUUACUCACCAUUUAGUAGAGAUUCUCGGCCCCUGGAAGACUGCAGCCCGUCCUCCAGUGACCAUAUGACAUUGCUGGAAGAGCACGUCCGCCUCACGCCAUACCUGUUCAUGCCAGAGAUUGGGGCAGUGAUUGCCAAGAGCGCCCAGGUGACGGAUUCAGAAAAUCACUGGCUACUACCCUUAGUAUGUUGUGAAGCAGAACAUAACGCUGUCUCUACUAUAUGUUACAUAUAAGGUCAGGCUUCAGGCUGCUGGGAACAGAGAACGGUGAGUAAACUGUAUAUUAGUGAUUCAGGACUGUGGACUCCAGGCACCAUAACCACUUCAAUUAUUUGAAGUGGUUAUGGUACCAACAGUGUUCCUUUAAAAAAGCAUUUAACUUAGAAACACAUGCGAAUUUCAGCAAUGUUUUAUGUACCUUGACAUAUGAAUAUAUAUUAUGCUUAGAUACUAUUUAAAUCUAAAUUAUUAUAUAAAUGAUAUAUAAUAUGUAUUAUGGAAUGAAUUUGAAUCAUAUACACUACCGGAAAACAUGUGCAUAAUAUUACAUCUUGUGUAAUAGAUACGUGUAGAAUUGGUAUAAAACUAGCUAAAUACAUUCAAAAUAACGUAACAUUUCAAUAUAACGGUUCUUCCAGUGACAGUUAGCCGGUCAAAAAUGUAAUAGACUGUGUUUCAUUCAUAAACAAAUUGAUUGGUGCGAAUCAAACUCUUUUAAUCCACAUCCGAAAGAAUCGAUUCCCUCAGAAAAUAACUCGAUUCAUGUGAUGAACAUACAUGUGCGAUGCGUUGUGGGAUUGCAUGUUGAAGUUUGUUAAACCAUCACCGUGGUUGUAACGGGCAUAGUAAGGUAAAUAAACAUUUUGCCACAGAAGGGACUGGAUCUCUUAGCAGAUAAGCAUUUGCUCUUCUACUCAAUAGUAAUUCCUCCAUUGAAGUUUAUAGGAAAAUUGCUAUUCAGUAGGCAGAGCAAACCAUUACUGUGCUAAUAGAAUCCCGGUCUAGGUUUUGAUCCAUGCAUUUGCUGGCGAUUUUAACUUAUUAAGAUUAUUGGUUUGUACUCAGUAUUUAGCCAGACAUAGAAAUUGCCCCAAACAUCUCCAUUUUGUAUCUUAACAGCUGAUAUAUAAGAAGCGAUAUGGACCACUCUAUAAGUCCGUUUUGGGAAAAUUCAAAAUGAUAAACGUAGCCGCCCCUGAAAUUUUGGAAAUAAUGCUCAGACAGGAAGGUAAACAUCCCCAGAGAAAUGUGUAUGAGAGUGACUUGUGGAAGGCACAUCGGGAUAAGAGGAAGAUUGCCUAUGGACCGUUCACACAGUAAGUCAACCUCCUCAUCCAGAUUAUCUUGUAUCAGGUGACCUCUACAAUAGGGGAAUAAAUACUCGGCAACCAAAAAAAAAUCAUAUAUUGUAGUGGAUCUUGUAAUAAAAUAAGGAAAGGGGAAAUCGAAGAGAGAGAAUUCCCAAUAUGCUUCAAUCUCUAUCAGCAUUAAUUUACAAUGUGUACAAAUAUGUUUGGAUCUGGUUCUGUAACUCGGCUGUGCAGCUAACCCCUAUUUAUCUACACUGCAAUCUAUUUUUUUUAAAUCAGUUUUGUUUCAUACUUGUUCACUUUUGCAGACAAUGAGUUGACACGUCAUUUUUUAUUGCUUGAAUUUUCUCGAUAAUUAUUGAUACCAUAUAAUUGUAUUUACUAACCCUAUCCAUACUGCUCUGAAAUAAAUGUAUUUGUAUUGGAAUUUCCGGGCCAGUAAAAGUAAUAAUGUGUGCAUGGAGUGUAGGAUUAUUUGUGUUUUUUUAAUAUAUGUAAUAUAUAGAUAUAUUUAUAAAAUCAGUAAAUUCUGCUCCCCAGGUAUGGACAUAAAUGGCAUUCUCUGCGGACAGUGUUGAAUAAAAGGAUGUUAAAGCCGGCUGAUGCCAAGAGCUAUGCUGGGAGCAUCAAUCUGAUUGUUUCCGAUUUCAUGGACCGACUUCAGAAUUCGCGUAAGGAGAGUCCAUCAGGCGACAUGGUGUACGACGUAGCAAACGAACUCUACAAAUAUGCUUUUGAAGGUACUCAAAGUAUAAGUUGAUGAAACCCUGCUUCUAUUGUAUAUAUUGAUUUACAGAUAUUACCUGGCUAACAUUUAUUGAAUCCCUGUGCCUUCCUCUACUCUAUAGUUAUUAGGCAUAUUUCUGGAAUGGAGUAGACAGGGGGAGAAGACAAUGCCGAUAUCUACUUUGUACAUCUUAUGGCAGACUGCUUGGACACAGUUCUCCUUUAUCUGCCGCUAAAUGAAAGAGCUACGUAUAAAUUAUAUGGGUUAGCAUUUAGUAUUGCCCUAUACAAGGAGUAGGCAACCUUUCAGAAGUACCGUGCCAAAACAAGAUAUUAAAGUCCCUUGGCGUGCCAAUCCUUUUUUUUUUUUUUCAGUACAUGUUGCUGUAUCCUGCUUGUGUUAUUUAUGGCAGCUGCAGUUACUUUGUAGUGUUGUUUUUGUGCGUAUGUGGGCAUUUAUAUUGUAUAUGUUCAUAAGUAGCUUAUGGUAUUGUGUAGGUUAUCUCUGAAUUUGGGCUGCUUGUGGAAUUGUGUGUGUGCAUGAUAUGUCACGUAUUGUGUUUGAUGGUGUGUGUAUGUGGGAGCUGCUUGUAGUUUUGCAUGUGAGGCUACUUAUGGGGUUGUGUGCGUGUAUGUGGUUUGUCAGUGGUGUUGUGUUUGUGGGAACUGUGUGUGUUUGUGUGUGGACUAUUUGUAUUAUUUGUAUGAGGGGGAGCCUUUUUCUGCAGCUGUGUGGGUGGCAUCCCUGGGGUCCAGUGGGGACCAGGCUGGCAAAGUGUAGGUCAGGGACAGGAGAUGUAAUCGCUGCUGCGGACUGUUCUACUCCAAAGUGGAUAAAUCUUCAAAAGUGCUAUGAGGAAGUGAUCUGAGAUCACCAAAGUCCCACUAAGUCUCUCGAUAAGGCAGAGCCUGUUUAGCUCUGACAGCAUUGAGGCCCGAGCAAAGAUACCAAUAGUGCCAAGCAUGAAUCACAUACCAUAGGUUGCCGACCCCUGCCCUAUACUAUAGCAUGCAUUUUCAACGUUGUUUCCCUUUAAAGAGAAUGUAUUACUAUCCAAGUGAAGUGCUGGCAUAAGACUCUGAGCACAUCAUUCAAUAUUUCACUAAUAUUUGGGUUAUUAGCCAUCAAUCACUACCUUAGUCAGUAUAUAUUAUUCUCUUUUUUUGAAAGUGAAUGAAAUGCAAUAUAGGCACUUCUUAAAUGUAUGUAUACCUGGUUGUUCACUAAAUAAUAUUUUAGUUUUCUCUUUCCAUAAAACAGAUAAAAACAAAUCUGAAAUAUAUAUAUUAAAAAAAGUAGAUAGAAAUAUAUGUACUGUUUGAUUUAAUGCAGGCAAUCUGUUUUCAAACUGAACAUUUGUUAAUGUAAACUCGCAUGACAAACAACAGAUUGCCUCGUUCUGAUCGAUUAUGUAUUUGUGUCUUCAAAAAAAGAGACACAACCACUUUUUUUUCCCACCGUGAGAAAUAAAAAAUAAAUGUCUGAUCUGACAUGUAUGUAUCAUGUGAAAAUAUAUUAACAAUAUGCAAUCCCAGAACACGGAAACAGCAAGAAAAUUAGGAAAUAAAAUCCUGUUUGCAAUCUGAUUUAUUUGAGAAAAUAUCUAAAUGAUGGCUCACAUGACACAAUGCUCCGGCUUAUGUUGCCUUUGAGUGUGUAGGGCAGGGACCUUCACACAUCAGGUGUAAAUAGCUGUACUUAAAGGGACACUCCAAAUCCCAAGCACAAAACAUAAAAAAAUCACUGUUAAAUAAAUACAUUGCUAAUUAAAACUUGCGUUUAGUUAAUUAUGCAUUUUUUUCAUUGGUUGUAUAUUUAAAAAAUAUUCUUCCCCAACCCAGACUUUCUGUAGCUGUCCAAUCACAGCCUCCCCAAUGUAACUCAAUGAUAAGUCUUUGCAAGGCAUUUGCCCUGGGCAAUUGCUGCAUCUUAAGUUUAGUUCCACUGAGCUAAACACCCAUGUAGUCUUCACACACAAAGCAGUGUAAGUCCCUUUAAACUUAGGUCAGUGUAAGUCCCUUUAAACUUAGACAGUACAAGUUAUGUGAAUUCAGAACACAAGUAAGGCAAACUCUCAAGUGUCCUGCAUGGUCACAGGUGGGGACUGUCCACAACCUUUCAGUCUUAUUAUCAGGACUAAACUUGAGACAUGCAAGUAUGCGCUAUAUAAUGGGCUUUCUCACACAAUGUAGUUUUUUUUGCACGCUCAGGAACUUUAGUCAGUGUCCAUAGAAUGGUUGGCUGACUGGCCAAUAACGUGUCCGUAUAAUGUGCACAUGCAUCGAAACACCCCUUUAUUUGCUCAUAUUUUUAUGAGUGUGUCAUCACCCACAUUAUUUUAAGGCUAUUCACCUGAGUCGUUAUGAAUUCAAUCAGAGUUAUUUACUAAAGUGAGAAUUAGUGGGGAUUCAAAGUGAAUUUAAAAUGUUAAGUCCGACAUUGCGGAACUAGAAAAUUUCUCCAAGAAAACUGAGCUUCUAGUUCAACUUCUGUAGCUUUAAACUUGAAAUAAACUUUGAACUCCUAACAAUUCCCCCUUCAGGCCUGUUAGUGUUAAUAAAUGGUUACCUUUAUUUUUAAUGCAAAUUACGUUGUUUUUUUCGUUCCCAGGAAUCUCGUACAUAGUGUUUGAAACUCGAAUCGGCUGCCUGGACAAGCAGACUCCCCCAGAGACUCAAAAGUUUAUUAAUUCCAUUUGCCAGAUGUUUAAGAAUUCGGUUUAUGUCACAUACCUGCCCGUUUGGACAAGGCGAUUUCUGCCAUUUUGGGAUCUGUACCUCGAAGGAUGGGAUAAUAUUUUUGAGUUUGGUGAGUAUAAGUUAAAAUGUUAUUUACAAUUGUUCACUUCUUUGUGAUCUUUCUGUUUUUGCAAAUCGGGGAACAUGCUUUACACGAGAGCUCUUGCUGUUUGCCUCUAUUUCCCUACAAACAUGACUUUCUUUAUUGGCAACAUUCCACCAAUUAAAAUAAUUUUUGUGGAGAUUGUCAUUAUUGUCAUGCAUUUAUAUAUGCUAAUAAUUCCCAGCAGGUGCAGAGUGAGCAACUGACAAGGUUUUGAUAGAUCCUCCAUUUAUUUUACCUUCAUCCCACAGCCCAUGGUAUGUCGUAGGGAGUGGAUGGGCUCUGUAGCUGCCCACCUGCUCUGAUUUUUAACCUCUCACCCACAGCUCAUUGCUGGAAGACAUUGGGUGUCUGACUUUGGGCAGACCCUUCCUAUAGUUCACUAUGUAUCCACAUUCAGUAAUCUGAUGAGCUGAGGGGAUUAUAGCUCCUAUAGGUGAGGGACACUAUUUGACUGCUCAGGCCUUUCAAAUGCUCAGAUUCUUAAUGACUCAAACACACUUUAUAGGGAUUUAAGAAAGAGCCCAGACCUCCUAUCUUUUUAACUAAAUGAAUUAUCAAGAAUGAAUGCAUGAAAUGAAACGUGUAAUUUGUUUGUGGAAUUCUGACACAUCGAUAUUUGUUCAUUCAUGAUUUGGAUUUAACAAACAAAUAUCCCACUGUUUGGUUGCAAUUCCCAAAUCUAAUCUGUAUAAGGGCGAUCAAUCUCUCCUCCAGGCAGGAAGAUGGUGGAUAAGAAGAUGCAGGAGAUACAAUCCAGGCUUGAGAAAGGAGAAGAAAUAGAAGGAGAAUAUUUAACGUACCUGCUCUCCAGUGGGCAACUGACCAAUGAUGAGGUGUACGGCAGUGUCUGUGAGCUGCUUCUAGCUGGAGUCGACACUGUAAGUUACUAAUAGUCCUUAAACUUGAUCCAUUCCUAACAUGGGGUAACGGCUCACAAUACAGUGUCCUAGAGCAAGAACCGGACUUUGUACCAUGAGCAAUCAGCUCAUAAACUAAUCAGCUCUCAAUAACCUUGGCAACAAUUAAAUUCAUUGGUUUUCCAUACCCUUAGCAUUCAUCAGCUGUUAAUAUAAUACAAGGACACGGAUCUCGAGAGCUGCCACAUAGAUUGCUCUUUAUCGACCUUUUACAGGCUGGGCCAAAAUUCAGAAUAGGGUUUGAGGAGUCAAUACAUUUUUCAUUAAUUAACCGAUUUCAUUGAUAUUACAUACAAUGAAUGCUUAACGUAUGGAGAUUGGUUUGACUAGGUACGGAAAGUGGCAUCUUUUAAAUGAGCUCCAUUUACCAUCUCUUUUGAUUGCUUUUCUCAUAACAUUGGUAAAGGUCCAAUAUAGGCACCCAGACCACUUCAGCUCAAUGAAGGGUGCCAGGUCCAUCUAGUGUUAACCCUGCAGCUGUAAACAUAGCAGUUUCAGAGAAACUGCUAUUUUUCACCGAGGGUUUAUCCAGCCUCUAGUGGCUCUCUCACUGACAGCCGCUAGAGGCGCUUCCAUUGUCUUCCUACCUUUAAGUCAUCUGAAAUAUUUCAUUGUUUCUUUGUGAAAUUACCCAUGAUGAAUCUCCCAAGACAAAAAAAUCAAACUACUAACAAAUAAGUUACUUACCUGCCAAAUCCUAUGUGAAUUUUGACCCACCCUUUAUAUGCAAAUAAACCAUUUGAAGUACAAUACAAUACAAUAUAUUUAAAGGAAAACAUUUAUGACCGUCCAUUAAGCUUACUUGUGUUCCUCAGACCUCCAACACGCUGUCCUGGUCACUUUAUCAUUUGGCAAGAGACCCAGAACUUCAGCAAUCUCUGUAUGAAGAGGUGAUCAAGGCUGCCCCCAUGGAUCGUAUCCCCACAGCUGACGAUAUUCCAAAAAUGCCCCUUUUAAGAGCAGUAAUCAAGGAGACACUGCGGUAGGUUAUGAUCAAACCUGGACUACCACAUUGAUAGAUCCAUUGUAAAAAUAGUCUCCAAAUGUGGUUUCCAUGUGAGAUGCUGCAAUCGAAAUAAAAGGUCCUAGUAAUUGUUUAUGAAUAUUUUCUAAUGACAUAAAAACAAUGAGUUAUUAAAGACAAAUAUGUAGUAGGAUAUAAAUAUAAUGCUAUAGACUCUAUAUGGAACACAAAUUGGUGGUUACUGUGCAAAGUGAGCUUGCAGAUAUGGUUGAGUGCAGAAAAGCAGCUACACACUCCAGUGGGUGCUCUCUAAUCCCCACUAAAUAUAGUAUUGAACCAAAGUGAGUUUAGUAAAAUCCGGAUAUAACAUCCAGACUCUAUUAAUCAAGUGAUUGGAGUGCUAAGAAUAUACACUUACCCUAAAAUAGGGUUGAAACUCAGAUGUACAUUUGAUACAUACAAGGUAAACAAAAGAAUAAAAAACAAUAUCGUGUAAAUCCACAAAGGAUAAUAUAGUUAAGUGAUGUCUUAAAUACUCAAACUCACAUGGAUUAGAGCCUCUGAGGGACAGGCACAAAUCGCUUUCACAGUAGUUUCUAUAUGGAACACGACUACAUAGUAACAUAACUAAACACAGUAGUCAUCAUUUUGAAGCUGUAAGUAUAUUUGCUUAUUUCUUUUUCUUCAUAGGCUUUAUCCUGUCAUUCCAACAAACGCAAGGAUUGUAAACGAGAAAGAAGUUGUGAUCGGAGACUAUCAGUUUCCCAAAAAUGUAAAUGUCAUAUCUCUCUACUGCAAACGUCGAUAUCUUGGAUAGAGUGUGGAUUAGAGAUGAAAAAAACCCCAAUGUUUACAACAUUUACGGCUUCUCUAGAUUUGCUCCUUAUAAAUCAUGCAAGACAGUGAAAUUACUGGAAUAUUAGAGGUUAAUCUGCUGUAUGUCAGAAUCUUGAGUUCCUUCAUGUCAUCGUGGACUCAGCUAACACCUUCCGAGGUUGAUACAGUGACAAAUUAAGUUGGGAAAUAAUAACAUCUUGUUCCCAGGUUUUAGUUGAUACUAGUAGAAUCUAAAUAUAUAUUUCCUGAUUAAAUAGUUUGAUAUUAUUAAAGGACUUGGUCUAACACAUUUGGUUGUGAAAGAAGAGAAUAUAAAAUGUUUUGUUUUUAUUUUUAUUCAUUUCUGUUAAAUAGUUAUCUUGGCUAAUCGUGACAAGUUUCCUAUCAGAUGAAGAACAUUUUGUUAAUCAAUAAUUUGCGCCUUAUUCUAGCUAUGGUCCUGGUCUGUGUUUGAAAACCAUAUAAAAAUGCCCCACUCUGGAGUCUUCUCACAUGUUUGUUUCUUUUCUUGCAGUCUCUCUUUGUUCUGUCUCAUUACGCGAUAAGCAGAGAUGAAAUUAAUUUCCCGGAUCCUGAGAAGUUUGUGGCCCAACGGUGGCUGAGGGAUGGUGGGAUGAAGCAACAUCCAUUCAGUUCUGUUCCCUUUGGGUAUGGGGUCCGAGCUUGUUUGGGGCGCCGUAUUGCUGAGCUGGAGAUGUACUUGGCUUUAUCACGGGUAAUUUUCAUGCAUCAUGGGUGAUAAGUUUAAAUAUGAUUUCUCUAGUUUCUUUGUCCAAGAAGGGCCCCUCAAAGACCAACUUGAGAUAUGCAGGCGAUGCACAGCCAUUUUUAAAAAAAAAUUGUAAUUGCACUGCCGGGAGUUGUAUCAUGUUAGACCUCGUCACACUCUUUUUGGAACCUAGCAAUAUGCUCUCAGAGAGACUUCAACUUCCACACAAGAACUGGUACCAUGCUGAUGAUGGCAGUCCAUGGCUGGUUUCUGGUUAUUGAUCCUUUUGGAUCAGAGCCCAUUCUUUGGUUUAAAAAAAAAAGUGUAUAUUCCUAAAGCUAUCUGUGAAAAUGUAUCAUGAGGUCUGAAAAAAGAGGCCUGUCUGUGCAUAUUUACAUAUCAAACUGGUAUCUCUGGGUUAGUUAAGGAAACGUGAUUUCCUGAGUUUCUGUGCCCGAGGAGGACUUCUCAAAAUCCAACUUAAUAUAUGCAGAUUAUUUAUUUUUUUGUAUCUUGAAUUUGAAGUUCACUUUUAAUUCCCACUGUCAGUGCAAAGUUUUCUUAUUUUUGUUACAUCUACUUUAGUUAUGUUGACUUCUAUUGUCUUCUCCAGAUAAUACGUCUGUUUGAGAUUCGACAGGAUCCCACUGGUGGGGACAUCAAAUCCAUAGCUCGCAUUGUUUUGACUCCAAGUAAGCCAAUCAACUUGCAAUUUCGAGAGAGAAAGCCCGGCAUGAUUAGGUGAAUUAUUCAAAUGGACAGCAAAAGGACUGAUGUUUGCUUCAUUACUUCCUGCAAGUUGUAACUAUACCACAAGACACAAGUCAAGGGGUCUGUCAGAUUUACCAACAGAUCAACUCUAGCAGAAUUCUUGAAUGUAUUACAGAGGAGAACCUUUCACAAAUAAAAGGAAACAUCAUAAAAGUCAUAAAUGGGGCAGUUGAGACAAAUUAAAUAUUUAAAAACAAAACAAAACAGUUUUAUAAGGAAAAAUAUAACUUUCAAAUAAUGGAAUUUUUAAAGACUGAUUGUUCUUGUCGAAAAUCAAAGAGUGUUCGGAGAGUUUCUCAUGUGAUUUAAUGCGUUCACAUAAUAUUUACCUGCACUUAUCUGGCGGGAGUUAAAAACAGCUAGGGUGUCCUUUGGUGCCAAUAACUAAAUAUUGCUGCUAGGUUCCAUUAGGCUGAGUCUACCUAAUGUCUGCAAAGGCCUGAAUAUACAUCUAUAAGCAUAUUUUUACCCUUGUAAGGCAAUCGGAAUAAUCUUGGUUUAUAAUUGAGAAUAUAACAAUUAGUUUUUAACAGUCGUGGGUAUUUUUAUAUUCAAAUUUUACCUGUACUUAAGGUAGGCUGUCUAUUGUUUUAUUAAAAUUCAGAUGAACUAGGCUCCCCAAAAAAUGCCUAAACUUCAAUUUCAACAUGAAAAUUUACUAAAUAAGUAUUAUUAGACUCUUCUUGUUAUUGAGGAACAUAACCUAUAGAUAUAUUUGCAAUUAUCCAGUGAAUAGUGAAGGGAGAUAUUUUUUUCUCAGCAAACAACAAAUGAUCCGUGAAAAUGUAUCGACUUGCAAAUAACUGAUGACUUGGUUUACUAACAAGUUUAGGUACAUUAUCCCUUAUCUCAAAGUCUUAUAUUGGGAGGGCUAUACAAGGUAUUUAUUUGGGCUAAUCCGACUAUACAAUUUAUUUAUAUGGGCUGAUCUGGAAAUUUAGAAAGUGGGCAAUUUAGUAACUCAUGUUAACUCUUAAUUGUGCACUAUCAACGUCGAGGAUCCCUGGAUGAGUACUUGGAGUUAAUUGAGUCUUAACUCCACCGGGAGCCUGAAAAUCUUUGUUUCCACCUUCUGGGGACAGAUCUGCAAAUAGGUGGCCUAUCUCCUCGCUAUUUAGUUCACUGCAUGGUCCCACUGCUCUCCUACCCUUACUCUAGACUAGAAGGGGAAAUCUCUCUCCCCACUGAACCCAAUCGAGCUGGUUUUGCUACACUGACCUCUUGCUCCACAUUGCUCACUAGAUGCACUUCGUCUAAUACGACCAUACAAGAUGGUGACUUUACAACAAACAAACUCAGAGGGCCUGUGUCCAUCCUGGUGUCCGCAUUGUAGCACUACUGAAUACACCUUACAGCGUUUGGAAGAGGUCUUCUGGACCUUCUGGCAUAAGCUACAGGAAUGUGUGAGAUUCUCCCUAACUAAGCCAUCAGAGUACAGACUGAGAAGCAUUUUGGCGAGGAAGAAAGGACCCCCUCAGGGUAAAUCAAGUCCACAAGCAUCACCCUAUUUUGUUGUCAACCUACCUGGGCCGAGAGCCUCACACGGUAUCACCUCUUCGCAUCGACCACACAGGCCAAAGUUAAUUUGCAGACAGAGGAAUUGGACAUCUAGAUCCUUCGACUGCCCCGGUGGGGGAAAAACUUUGUACCUGAGAGUCUCCAAAUCUGUGGACUAUGGAUGCUGACUCUUAUACAAGCUCGGGGCUGGAGGGAGUCCCAGCUCUGGUGACAUGGUACAGUCUGCAUGUGCUCUCCUCGGGGUGCACCAAUCUUGCCACCUGUGGGGAUUGGUUGAUCCAAGUUCUGGGUCCAUAGCUUGAGAUAUACUUGUAUUUAAUGGAUGCAGACGCCAUCUGGUCUUUGCAAUGUUAUCUAAGCAACUCAUUUUUAUAAUUAUUCUUUUUAUUGUUAAUCUUUUUAUUUCUCCUUUAACUUCCAUAUCAUAGGGUGCAGUGAUACAGAUAGGUCUAAAAUUUCAGUGGUUAACAGAGAGUCAAUGUAAGCAUCUAAGAGUCAAUCUAACAAGUCAUUUAAUGCCUAUUUUCUUUUCACUGUCUACAUGUCUAGUAAUUCUCUUUUAACUAAAUGUUUAGUAUUUUUGAAUUUUUUUUAUUCUUUAUUUUUGUGGGUGCAGCACAGUGAUUAAAUUCUCACGUGUUUGGCUUUACAAAUAAUAACAAUUAUUAACAAAAUUAAUAACAAUUAUUACACGCAAAUGGGAACUAACCAGUUUUAAUGUUUGAAAGCCUAUUUAGCCCUCUCUUGCCCAUUCCAGAGGGGGAUGUCAAAUAUAUGUUGGGGGGGGGCGCAUACUUAUAGCAGUAAGUGCCCAUAGGCUUAGUAUCGAGACAUUACUUUUAGCAAAAACAAAGGCACAUCAGGGUGGGUAUGUAACUAGUGUGGGACCUUCGUUAACUGGGCUCUGGUUAAUUUUCGUGCCAUUGCUGGGUAGGAAAGUCUAGGUUGCUAGCUAUGGGGUCAGUGGUAAAUUAAAGGCUGCUUUGCACACUCUUAAUUAGGAGGGGGAGAGUAACUUAACAUGAGAAACUAGUCAGUAGCUUCUAAAUGUUAAGUCUUAACCCAAGUGCUUAGUCAUGUUUGCUUAACGCUAAUGAAACCUUAAAAAAAUUGUUUGCAUAAACAAAAUGUCACCAAACGCAACAUUACCUGUUAUAUACGCUUUAUGCUACAUGUUUUACUAUGACGAUCUUGCAGAUGCUGUUGUGGCAUUUCAAGAUUCUUUGUAAUUUUAUUUUUGCACGGCAAAUAAAGAUUCACAAGAAAAAUAAAUAAAUAAAAUUACAAUUCCAUUGUUGAUUUUCACUAUUAUUGACCUCAUGCAAUGAACAUUUUGUUUACCAAUUGGCAAAUGGUAACAGGACAAAUAAAAAGUAACCAAUUAACCAAACCCAAAGCUCACAGUUCUUAGUAAUGUCCUCUCUUUGUUGGUCUAUAAAUAAUUCUUUCAUCUGUAAUUGUUUGCCUUUUUCACGAGUCCUUGAUUUGUGAGUCCAAAAACCCCAUUACAGUCCUGAGUCUAAUAAACUCUUUGAAAUCUUUGUUACAACAAAAUAACUUUUCCAAUGUUCAUGGACCUGUAAAAACAAAGCGGUUUUCCUGACACUAUAGUGCCAUGAGGAUGCCCCCACCCUCAGGGUCCCCCUCCUGUGGUACUGAAGGGGUUAAAACCUCUUCAGCCACUUACCUUAUUCCAGCGCCGGACUCCCUUGGCGCUCGUGACCUCUCCUCCCCUGUCGAUGUCAGCUCCCUCUCCCAGACGUCAGCGAAGCCGUGUAUUCAAGCUGUCAAUAUGAAAGCAUUUUUCAAUGCUUUCCUAUGGACGCUCUGUGCGAUGGAGACAUAAUAUGCCUUCAGCGUCGCAGAUGCUGGCUUAACCCUGCAAUGUAAACAUAGCAAUUUCUCUGAAACUGCUAUGUUUGCAUCUGAAGGGUUAAAACCUGAGGGACCUGGCACCCAGACCACUUCAUUGAGCUGAAGUGGUCUGGGUGACUAUAGUGUCCCUUUAACUCUUUAUAUUUACAUCACUUUGCAUAAAUUAUCUUGCAAUGUUCUUAAAGGAACACUCCAGGCACCAUAACAACUUCAUCUAAAUCCAAGAGCCCCUUGGAUGCACUCAUCUCAGGGAGUUAAACUGGUCUUGAACAGUUAAACCACUUAGUGAGCCUCCAGUGCCAAUCUCAUCUCCCCACAGACGGCAUCUGGUUUCUGACUUUUCAGUUUCAGGAAGUGUAGAGUGCCACCCGGGAGGGGCACUGCAGAUUCAGUGACUCCUCAUUCAUAAAACUGGCUUGGAAAAUGUAUAUUUCUUUCCAAGCCAGUUUAAAGAAUGGGGGGGGGGGAAUCACUGAUUUGAGAUCGGCGCUGGAGGCUCAUUUUCAGCUUAAACCAUUUCAGAAUGGUUUAACCCCCUGAGGUAAGAGUGUGCCCAGUGGUUUCCUGGCACCAUAACAACUUCAUUUAUAUAAAGUUAUGUUGCCCAAACUGUCCCUUUAACUAUUUUCUAUGUUCUUCAGCGAACUUAAAAGAAGAAGCGAGAUAUGGUUCACACAAAAUGUUUUAAUUAAGUUCUUGUCAUCAUUUCAAAAUAAAAUUCUUCCACCACCUUAUUUUUCUACAUCCUUUCUCACAAACUCCUAUUAAUAUUAUAUGAUUUUUGAUACACUGGGGUUAUAUGCAGACUAGGGGAGAGCACCUCUCCCCACAGCGGUGAGGAUUGACCCAAUAAAAAUGUGACUUCCAUAACUGGCAUAAGAGAACCCUAAUCUAUACUGAUAAAAUAUUAUUACACAAAAUGUGUAUCAAAUACUUGUAAUUCCUUAACUAAGGCCUCCUAUGUG